CUAGCCUGUCGCAUCUAAUUACAAUCGCAAUAAUCUCAUCUCUGUUUGCCCCUGAGAGCAUUCAGACACCGUCUGUGGAGUCCAAAGGUUGCUUGACGAACACAGCUGGGCAUGUUCCUAAUCACGACAGCUUCAGUGUCGAAAUCAAGGAAUAUUUCCGAACAGGUCUGAGAGUCUUUGAAAACAUGGUGUGGGAUUUGCAAGGGAUAACGCUGGCGAUCCCUGGACAUCAUGGGUGUUCUACAAACCGGUGCCCGCGGGGACGUAGCGCUGCCGUGCAACAUGAUGACAGAAAUUCAGAAGACGCAUGAAAAUCCAAGAUGACGACAAGAGAAUGACGCCACAGUUACGUCACAGACGUCGACAGUUAUCAGCAAGCAUGGAGUGGAUCUCUCGUUAUAAGGCGGUAUUUGGACUCUUUACACUGCUGGCUAUUCUGGUCACAGUCUACAUUUACACAGUCGGGAACGAGGCUAUUGCACCGACGUCCUUGACCUUCAGGACUUGGCAUGGACAAAGUGGUCCCCAACAUCUGUAUGAUGUCAUCAUUCAUCGGACCAAUAAAACAAUGUUUGGGCAGGCACGUGGAGGUUAUGUGUAUGACCCACAGGUCAAGGUCACAUCACCGGAAGUAUUCGUGAAGCCAUCCACGGCAAAGGAACCCAUCGUUUCAGAAUUUGGUUGGAUCAAACACCUGAAUGUUACCAACAUUGCAGGCACCACCAGUGCCAAAGAGUCUGAGAUCAGUGCAGAAAACAUGAUGCUGCAGCCAGUGAAGGCCAAGAUCCAUAGACGUAUUGCUCAACUGAGUAUCGAGAAAGAAACUGACACGGACAGCUUCUUGGAACCUCUUCCCGAUCUCCCGCAGCCAAACAAGAAAAAAUACCUCGUGUACUUGUGUGAUCGCAAAACGACUUGUGGGGGUUUGGGGAUCGACAAAGGGGGAUAAUGGGAGUGUUCAUCCUGGCGUUAGUGACCCGACGGAGGUACGGUAUCAGGAUGCAGUCCCCCUGUCAGCUGGACAACUUCUUCGCUCCAAAUAAAAUCAACUGGACUGUAAGCGAGAGUGUACUAAGGCUACCGUUUUCAGACCAUAUCAACGCCAUGGAUGACGCUGAACUUAAGAAAAGCCUCGUUGAAGGAGACUUCAACGACAACCACAUGGAAGAUGUUGUGUUCUUAAGGGAUAAUAUGGAUUUUACCAGGGUUAUAGCGCAUCGUCCCAAGUACAAAAAAUUACUUCCGGAAUGGGCAAGGUCAGGGUCAAAGUCUAAGGUCUUUUGGCAUGUUUGGAAUUUAUUGUUUAAACCCUUUGGCAGUAUGAAAGUGAAACUCGACAGGGCUUUAGAUCAGAUAAACCAAACCCUUCACAAUAAACUUGUAUGUGCGCAUGUCCGUAUUGGGCGAAACCCAACCAUUCCUGGCGAUCAGUCAAACGUGAAUUCCAUACAGAGUGUGCGAAAACUGUGGAGAUUCCUUCAAGGAUACGGAAAAGACACCAUGUAUUUUGUAGCGACAGAUGCCGAGAGGGUGCGAGAUAUGGCGAGACGAGAGUUUGGAAACAGACUUUUGACUGUUGAAGGAAAGAUUCGCCAUAUUGACCGUCAACGUGACGACAGGGACGCGUGUGACGGAUUCGAGACUGCGCUGCUUGAACAGCAGAUCCUGAGUAAGUGCGACGUCCUCGUCCUCAGUCAGAGCGGAUUCAGCAUGUUCGCCGCUUACAUGAGAGGCACAAACAAAGAUUUGUUCAUAUUUAAUGAAGGGCAGAUAACUCCUUUUGAACUGCCGUAGCGACCCGUAAAUAUCUGCUAUAGUAUUGGACAGAUGUCACCUCCCUUGUGCUGACAGUGUUCAGUGGGCCAGCAGUGGAUCUAUACUGCCACCGAAUAAGGGCAGAUAACUCCAUUUAUCCCGUUCUGUAAGUGUGUUCAAUGGAUCAGCAAGUAUAAUGGAGAUCAUUGGUUCCGAAUAGGGGGAGAUAACUCCAUGUGUUUAUCAACUCUUGAGUUCAGUGGCUAGAAGUACAAUCUGGGAUAUAUGUCGCCUCUGGUAAGGGGAAAUAACUGCAAUGUAUCUCAUUUGUAGAUUUGGUCAUGAAUAGAUCUCAUGGAGGUUUACUUCCCCCAUCAUUUAUCAGCAUUGCACAAAAUGGGGUCAGAUAUCUGCCUGAAGAAAGAUUGUAAUCCACCUCCAACCGUUACCGAACAUUCUUGUGGAGCUCUUGCAGUAGUGGUAGAGAAAACUCAAGUCAAGACUAACAAGACCCAAAAGAUAAAGGAUAAAACACCACGCUUUGUUAUUCCUAUACCAAUGCCAUAGGUCCAAUCUUCUUCCAGAGACGUCGUUCCAAUGACUUCGUUAUUCGUCAAAGAGGGACUAAGCUCAAGAACAGUUCAUCCAAAUCCUUCAAAACUCACUUUGUGUCUGCCAGUGAAUCUCUGAUGAUUAACAACCAAGCAACUAUUGCCGGAAUUACAUUUUGGCUCAGUGCAAUGCUUAGACAUGACAUAGACCACGGUGCGAGGCCUCCUUUACCUCGGGUAUGGAGUUUAUAGAUGCCAAAGAACUUACCCUCUCACUUACAUGCAGGAAUUCUAUAUUUCAAAGACAUGAUCACUUCAUGUUAAAAUGUUGCUUUUUGCAAAUAAUCUUUCAAAGCAAAGACAGUACCAAUUCAUUUGUAUUUAAAGGAAGUGAAGUGUAUACCAUACGCUGUGCCAUACGUGGUUAGGAACUGAAUGGAAUCAUGACGUGAAUAUACACGAUUAUACCACAACGGGGACAUACUGUGCUGCAGGGCUAUACCACGAAGGUGAAUUGUGCUAUACAUUUUCUCAGUGUGAACAAUUCUUUUCACAGCGUGACGUCUUUUGACGUGCAGUGAUGUAAUUGGUUUAAGGAAAUGAUUAUUAUUACACGACGGUGUAAAUAUAUGACCUGUGACGUUUGUGUUUAUUCACUGAGGACAAAGUGAGGGGGGUCGCGAGCCAAAGGGCAGACAACUCCAGCUCAUGACGACGUCAAAGUGUUUUACGUCAUUUUGACGUUAAUUAGCAAUAUGUCACAUUAUAACAACAAUCAUGGACCAUACAGCUCAACAGCUUGAGCAGCUUGUCAUGGGUUGCCUGUUCAUGACUUGGAUAUUUACAGGCGUGAUAUGAUAAUUAUACUGAAGUACAAAAGAAAGUAGACACCUGGUGUAAGUUACAAUUAAAAGUCUUUUCAAUUUUU
This is a messenger RNA of Haliotis rubra (blacklip abalone), 3234 nucleotides long. RefSeq lists its product as uncharacterized. Lineage: Eukaryota; Metazoa; Mollusca; Gastropoda; Lepetellida; Haliotidae. The transcript is spliced from 3 exons. The record is from RefSeq and is a predicted model, not a curated record. Bases 949 to 1794 code for a protein of 281 amino acids.